This is a messenger RNA of Melopsittacus undulatus (budgerigar), 1458 nucleotides long. It is a transcript of the gene ZDHHC4, whose product is annotated as zinc finger DHHC-type palmitoyltransferase 4. Bases 125 to 1144 code for a protein of 339 amino acids. Gene Ontology annotation, biological process: protein targeting to membrane; peptidyl-L-cysteine S-palmitoylation. Gene Ontology annotation, cellular component: endoplasmic reticulum; Golgi apparatus. Gene Ontology annotation, molecular function: protein-cysteine S-palmitoyltransferase activity. The record is from RefSeq and is a predicted model, not a curated record. The transcript is spliced from 7 exons. NCBI's taxonomy places the organism in Eukaryota, Metazoa, Chordata, Aves, Psittaciformes, Psittaculidae.
AUACCCCCGGGGCUGGAGACCGGACACCCCGCAGGCCCCGACCGAGCCCCCCCGGGCACCUCGGGCCCCUGUCCCCGCAGGCCUUGUUGUGGGGCCUGGAAGUGCGCGGCUCCCCGGGAGCGGAAUGGACUUCCUGGCCCUGUUCCUCAUCUACUCGGGUGUUGUGCUUAGUGCCAUGGCUCUGCUGUGCCUCUGCGCGGGGAGGGGGGACAGCUUCCUCACUGCUGGGAGCCAGGCACUGUCAUUUGUGAUCCCUGCACAGCUCCAGAGGGUGGCACAGAGGGUGUUUCACAGGCUCUUCCACACAAGAAGCUGUUUGUUUGUUGUCCUGCACGUAGUCUUGCAAGCUGCAGUGUAUGUGGAAUACACAUGGGAAGUGUUUGUGUACUGCUGGGAACUGCAGUUUCACCUCCUCAUCCUCCUCCUGCCCUACCUGCUGCUGGCUGGGAACGUGGGCUGCUUUAUCCUCUGCUCCCGAGCCAAUCCUGGUAUAAUAACUAAAUCAAAUCAUGCAUCUUUGGUUAAGAUUUACGCAUAUGAUGGUGUGUUGUUUCAGAAGGGCAUCGUGUGUCCUACGUGUGACUUGGAGAAGCCAGCCAGGUCAAAACACUGCAGUUUCUGCAGUGUGUGUGUGCAUCGGUUUGAUCACCACUGUGUGUGGGUCAACAACUGCAUUGGUGCCUCCAAUGCCAAGUACUUCUUCCUUUACCUCUUCACACUGACUGCCAUGGCAGCAACCACUGCAGUCAUCUCAGCAGCGUUCCUUAUCCAAGUGGUGCUGCUCUCAGGCAUGAUGCAUGGGAGUUACAUUGAUGACCAAGGACAGGAGCAUGCUGUUGACAUUCUCUUCGUCAUCCAGCACCUUUUCUUGACUUUCCCUAGGAUUGUCUUCAUGCUUGGCUUUGUCAUUCUCCUCACCCUGGUUCUGGGUGCAUACUCCUGUUUCAAUCUCUAUCUGGCCUUAACCAACCAAACUUCCAAUGAAUGGUAUAAAUCCAGAAGACACAGGUGUUGCCACCAUCCAACACUGCAGCCUCGUGACAGACAAGCUGUCUACAGGAACAUUUAUUCUAAAGGAGUCUGGAGGAAUUUGAUGGAAAUCUUUAAGCCUCCUGCAGUGCUGGAAAGCAAGAAGAAAACAUGAAGAUACCAGUGUCUGUAUGUGUGUUUUUAAGCUUUUGUAAGACUUUAUUCCAGCAGUGGGCUCUGAUGCCCAAGCAGCUUUUGUAAAAAGGUGACUGUAUCUCAAUGAAGUGAUUGGAAACUGUGUUUGCAUAAAGCUGACCAGUCUGCCUGUGACAGACAUUGUACCGGUGGCAGCAGCCUGUAAGUCUUUUCAGACACAAUCACAAUGCAAAAGCAUUAGGAUUAGGACCAGCUAACGAACACAUAGAUAAGAAACUGGGGGUUUUAUGGUUCGUUUUGUAUGCUGCAUAAUAUAUACUACUGUAUAACUGA